UUAAUGCACCGUGGUUUCCCGCCAGAGAAUAGAGUGAGUUGGGUGAUUUUGGGUUCCAUUUCCUCUCUGCUCAUUACUAGUACUUUGACUAAAAUGGCGUCUUCUUCAUCCAAAACCCUAAUGGAUCUAUCGAAGCAACCAGCAGCAAAGCGUCUAAAACAGGUGUCUUCUACCGAUAACUUCACUUCUAGCGCCUUGUCAUCUUCAUCUUCGCGUAAAGACUGUGACGAAGACCCCAAAGACGUAGUAUCCUUUACGCCGGAGCAAAAGUCGAGAAUGGAGUUCAACAGAUCACUCGCAAAGGCCAAAAGAAACCUCAAACUAUGUUCUGAUAAAAUCUCCAAAUUAAACGCAAACGGUGAAGGGGGCGGAUAUGUGAAGUUACGGGAACUGUUGAUUGAGGAGACAUGGGUGGAAGCAUUGCCAGGGGAAUUUGAGAAGCCCUAUGCAGGGAACUUGUGCAAAUUUGUGGAAAAGGAAAUUAGUGGUGGUGUCCCAAUUUAUCCUCCACUACAUCUGAUUUUUAAUGCUCUUAACACUACUUCAUUUGACAGGAUAAAGGCUGUCAUUAUUGGACAGGAUCCAUAUCAUGGACCAGGUCAGGCAAUGGGCCUCUCUUUCUCGGUGCCUAAGGGUGUGAAAGUCCCUUCUAGUCUGAUGAAUAUAUAUAAAGAACUUAAAGAAGAUUUGGGCUGUUCAAUACCACUUCAUGGAAAUCUGGAACAAUGGGCUGUGCAGGGCGUUCUGCUUCUCAAUGCUGUUCUAACAGUCAGGCAUCAUCAGGCAAAUUCACAUGCAAAUAAAGGCUGGGAGCAAUUUACAGAUGCUAUCAUCAAAACAAUUUCUCAAAAGAAAGAAGGAGUUGUUUUCAUUCUGUGGGGAAACUAUGCCCAAGCAAAAGCCAGGUUAGUUGAUGAAACAAAGCACCAUAUUCUCAAAUCAGCACACCCUUCUGGAUUGUCUGCAAACAGAGGUUUCUUUGGAUGCCGGCAUUUUUCACAGACAAACCAACUUUUGGAAAAGAUGGGAAUGCCUCCCAUUGAAUGGCAACUAUAAGCUGCUUCUCAACCAUCACUUUCGGAAUGCUAGUGCUACAGGGAUUUGCCAUUAAGAAGUGAUUCAUCUAGGUAUGUAGAUUUCAUUGCUUUACCAGGUUCACUUAAAAAUAAUUAUCAUCUGAUAUCUUCACGUACAUAGUAGGCUAGUAGCUAUGGCUGGCAACUGCUUGCUCACAAUCCACCUUCUUGGCAGUGGAUAAUUGCUUGAGAACUGCAGCUUUGUAGCUCAUUACUCUCGUUUUUCUCUUUUGGGAUGAAGUAGCUAAUUACUUCUUUCAUAAUCAUCUCUCAUUUAGUGCAUGUUUUUGGUUGGCAUCCGUUUAGCAAUCUAUCAAGUGAUCUUAUGUCUUUACCUAAAAA
This is a messenger RNA of Solanum verrucosum, 1418 nucleotides long. RefSeq names its product uracil-DNA glycosylase, mitochondrial. Gene Ontology annotation, cellular component: mitochondrion; nucleus. Gene Ontology annotation, molecular function: uracil DNA N-glycosylase activity. The transcript is spliced from 7 exons. The record is from RefSeq and is a predicted model, not a curated record. Bases 4 to 1056 code for a protein of 350 amino acids. NCBI's taxonomy places the organism in Eukaryota, Viridiplantae, Streptophyta, Magnoliopsida, Solanales, Solanaceae. Gene Ontology annotation, biological process: base-excision repair; base-excision repair, AP site formation via deaminated base removal.